CCGGGCGGGCGGAUUUGAAAUUGCGACGGCGGUAACGGCAGGGCGGGGAGCGGCAGCGACACCGACACCUUCAUCCUCACUCACCCUCGUCCCGGGACAAGUGUCCGUGUGGCGGCGGUCUACUUGUUUAUUCCAAGCCUUUGGAAAAUCGUUGUGGCAUUUAGAAAAAAAAUACCCUUAGGUAUUAGAUUUUCUGAUACUGCUGGAAUACUGAGGGAUUGUGGAUUACAGCAGUCACAAUGAGGCGAAGCUCAAGUAUUGCUGGAAACAGCAGUCGACAAUCUAUGAUGGCACUGAGAGUGCAGGAUAACAACAAGAUGGGUCUUCAGACACCUCAGAUGAAGGACAGAAGCACCUUUGGGAAGCUGAGCAUGAGCAAACCUACAUCUGGAGCUUCAGAAAGAAAAGUUAGCUGUUUUGGGAACAGAGCAAGUGGGGCUGGAGGGUCACGCAGCAGCCAGUACGGUGUGUUUGGGACAGAAAAGAUAAAGGAUCCCAGGCCCCUUCAUGACAAGGCAUUCAUCCAGCAAUGUAUCAAGAAGCUUUGUGAGUUCCUUGCUGAGAAUGCUUAUGCCCACAAUGUUUCCAUGAAAUCACUACAAUCUCCAUCAGUUAAGGACUUUUUAAAGAUCUUCACCUUUAUCUAUAAAUUCCUCUGUCCUUCUUAUGAACUGCCUGACUCAAAAUUUGAAGAGGAGAUUCCCAAAGUUUUUAAAGACCUUGGGUACCCCUUUGCUCUGUCAAAAAGCUCCAUGUACACUGUGGGAGCCCCGCACACCUGGCCUCAGAUUGUGGCAGCUUUGGUUUGGUUAAUUGAUUGUGUCAAGCUGUACAAUGCUAUCAGGGAAAACGCACCAUCCUUCGAUGACAGACAGAGCUGGGGAGGAGAGACAGAUGAUGGAAUUGUACAUAAUAAGCUUUUCAUGGACUACUGUGUGAAGUGCUAUGAUCUUUUCAUGAAAGGGAGAGAUACCUUUGAAGAGUUGGAUGCUGAAGUGCAGUCAAAAUUAAAGGAUUUAUUUAAUAUAGAUCCAUUCCAGAUGGAAAGUUUAGCAGCUGAAAACAAAAGGCUUCAAGAAGAGAUUGCAAGACUAGAAAAAGAAAAGGAAAGUGAGCCGGAUCGUAGAGUAACGCUACGAAACGUGAAGUCAUCUCUUCAAGCAGACGUCCAGAAAUACCAGGCUUAUUUGGCUAAUCUGGAAUCUCAUAUAGCCAUCCUUGAUCAAAAACUGGAAAGUGUCAAUGAUGAAGUUGAGACAGCAGAAAUGGAAGUAGAAGCAAUGAAGCAGGAGAAUGCCCGGCUCCGGCACAUCUUAGAUAACCAAAAGUACUCAGCUGCGGACAUUGAGAGAAUAAAUCACGAGAGAAAUGAGCUGCAGCAAACCAUUAACAAGCUGACUAAAGAACUGGAAGCAGAAGAACAUCAGCUGUGGAAUGAAGAGCUAAAAUAUGCUAGGAAUAAAGAGGCGAUCGAAAUGCAAUUGGCAGAGUAUCAUAAACUGGCUCGAAAGCUGAAAUUAAUUCCAGUAAGUGCUGAGAAUUCCAAAGGCCAUGACUUUGAGAUUCAGUUUAAUCCUGAGGCGGGACCAAAUUGCCUAGUCAAAUACAGAACACAGAUCAAGGCUCCCCUCAUGAAGAUCAUCAAUGAGACUGAGGAAGAAAUUCGUGAAGCUACUCAACGGAAGAUGAGUUUGGAAGAUACUUUGGAACAGGUGAAUGUAAUGCUAGAGGACAAGAAACGCAGUGUGAAAAUGCUGACAGAAGAAGCUGAAAAGCUGGAUGAUCUUAAUCAGCAGAAGCUUAAGGAGAUAGAAGAGGAAGAGCAGAAAUGUGCAAAUGAACUAGAAUCGUUAAAGAAGCACAAACAGUUACUUGAGAGUGGGGUCUAUGAAGGUCUCAGUGAAGCCACAAAUGAAUUGCAUGAUCUCCAAAGACAGUAUCAAGUCGUUUUGCAAACAACAACAGAAGAGAAGAGAAAAAUUGGUGCUAACUUGAGUCGUCUUGUAGAAACAGUUGCUACUCAUAUAGCAUCUAUAGUGAAAUACCUUGAUGAACAGAAUGUAAGAAUUUACAGAGAUGAUGAAGAAUUCAUGCCCGAAGAUCUACUGUCAGACUUGACCAACAUUCUAGACACUUAUAAAAAGAAGGCUGAAAGUAUCUAAUCACUAGAAAUGUGAAGAUAAAAACAUUGCAUUUCUGAAGCUCUAGUAUGGUGCCUUCUAAAUGGAUGGGUACUUAGCUGUGUUUAGCACUGAAACUGGUUUUAAGUGGAAGGAAGUAGUUAUGAACAUUCUUUGUUUUGUUGACACAAAUACAUUUAAGAAUUAAACAACAUAUUUGCAUUUUCUUUAAAAAUGCUUUGCUCAGACUUUGUACUUUCAAUAGCAUAUGUAUGCGUUUAGGGCACACAUAUCACAGACAGUUCACAUCCUUCCCCAAGCCUUAUUUUGCUAGCAAGACUAAAUGCAAAUGUCUGUCUCCUGCUUGUUCAGUCACCUAUGAAACUGCACAGAGAGACCUCUUACAUGAGUGAAAAAUCAAAACCUGUUUUGAAAAGAUUAGUCAUUACACAGUAGUCUUGUAAAUAAUCUAGAAAAAGAAACACAGUAGUUUGAAAACCAAGCUUUGUCUUUAGCUGCUCAUACUCCCAGAUGAAACUUCACUGAACUUCUUGAAUAUGUGUACCAAAGAAAGCUCUAAAUAGGACAUCAUAUGAAUUCUGGCGGUAUAUCUAAUCUAUUUGUAGGUUUGGUGCAUGUUAGAUACAUCAAAAUGGUCUAAAAUGUCUGUAUUCUUCUGUGUUCUUCUUGUUAGCCAGUUGGACUUUCCUCGGGAAAGUAGCAGUAGAAUUACUGUGUAGGCAGCUCUGGUCCAAAUACUUUGAAGAAAGUGGAUUGAUGCUAUAUGAAAGUAGUAAAUUUUUAUCUAUUCUGUGUAUAAUUUUGUUGUAGAAAAUAAAUAAAUAAAACCCGGCAUCCAUA
This is a messenger RNA of Passer domesticus (house sparrow), 2981 nucleotides long. RefSeq names its product NDC80 kinetochore complex component (gene NDC80). Gene Ontology annotation, cellular component: Ndc80 complex. The record is from RefSeq and is a predicted model, not a curated record. The transcript has 17 exons. Lineage: Eukaryota; Metazoa; Chordata; Aves; Passeriformes; Passeridae. Bases 240 to 2162 code for a protein of 640 amino acids. Gene Ontology annotation, biological process: attachment of mitotic spindle microtubules to kinetochore.